Messenger RNA from Pieris macdunnoughi, 681 nucleotides. The record is from the annotation of a GenBank genome assembly. Lineage: Eukaryota; Metazoa; Arthropoda; Insecta; Lepidoptera; Pieridae.
AUGUGUGGAGGUUUUACGUGCUCUAAAAAUGCUCUUAUAGCAUUAAACAUUCUCUAUGUGGUUGUGGCCUCAAUUCUUAUAUCAGUAGCUGUCUAUGGCCAGGCUUCAGCUUUAACAACCUUACCUAUAGUUGGAGGGAUAAUGGCUUGUGGAAUUUUACUAAUUCUAAUAUCACUACUGGGUUUAGCUGGUGCUGUGAAACAUCAUCAAGUCAUGUUAUUCUUUUACAUGGUAAUUUUAUUUCUUUUGUUUCUGGUGCAGUUUUCAAUUGCUUGUGCUUGUCUUGGAGUUAAUUCUGACCAGCAAGAGAUGCUGGCACAACAGGGAUGGAAUUCAGUUGACCUGGAUAUGAAGGAGCAAGUGCAGGAGAGAUUCCAAUGUUGCAGCUUUAAAAGCAGAGCAAUUGCACCAAAUGCCACCUUGGAUUACCCUUCAUGUGCUGUUGUUGAUGGAAAUUGCUGUAACCACAUGACAGUCACAGAUAAAUGUAAAUGUGAGCCAUGUAUGGAGAAGCUGAAGGAAACAAUAGAUUAUGCUUUUAAACUGUGUGGUGGAAUUGGACUGUUCUUCAGCUUUACCGAGCUGUUCGCUGUAUGGAUCGCCCGACGUUAUCGCAACCAACCGGACCCAAACUACAAAGAGCCACAUGCUGUAUUCCCUAGACAAAACUACUUAUAUUGA